This is a messenger RNA of Beta vulgaris subsp. vulgaris (sugar beet), 2985 nucleotides long. RefSeq lists its product as uncharacterized. The transcript is spliced from 4 exons. Gene Ontology annotation, molecular function: guanyl-nucleotide exchange factor activity. Gene Ontology annotation, cellular component: recycling endosome. Lineage: Eukaryota; Viridiplantae; Streptophyta; Magnoliopsida; Caryophyllales; Amaranthaceae. The coding region runs from base 393 to 2354 and encodes 653 amino acids. The record is from RefSeq and is a predicted model, not a curated record.
UAAAAUCUGACCUUCUGUAAAGAAGGGAAAAAAACAUACCACAGGCCUCUGCUCUACUGCCUCUCCGGCCAUCGCCUUCCGCAACAACUUUAUCAUUCUUCUGAUCGAAUAUCUUUCGCAAUUUACACCCCCAAACAUUGCAAUUCAUUUUUUUUUUCCUGAGAUUAGAUUUUUCUGUUGAUCCCCUUGCUAGAUCUGAAAUUUUCUAUUAAUUAUCUUCACAUCUAAGUGAAAUUGCUCGGCAAUUGGUCGAUUCAAUUCUGAGAAUUAAAGUUGAGAUUAAUUUCGAGAAUUUGUUCACUUAUAGAGUGUAAUCAAGCAGCGAUUAUUUUGUUGAAAUGUUGCCAUUAUGAUGUUAUGUUGGAUGAGAAUUUGCCUUAAAUUUGUGGGAAAUGAGCCGUUCCCCAUCAUUUUCAUUGAAGUCUGAACCGAAUUCGAAGGUCGAUAAUGAGUCGUUACACAGAUGGAUUGUGGCCUUCUGUGUUAUUAGGUUUGAUCUUGAGCAAGGUCAGGUGUUAGAAGAAUGUUUUCCGCCCGGUUGUUUAACACCGGAUGAGGAGCUUGCAACUGCGUUUAGUUCAUUUCCGGAUUCUGUGUCCCAGAAUCAUAAUCGGUCGAGUAUCCAUGACUGCAUAUUCUUCUUUAGGAUUCGAAGGCGUGGAGAUGCUGGAUCAGGAAAUGUACCCACUUCUGAGUUUGUUGAGAUUGAAAGAAAUAGUCCUCAGAAGACUGCUGUAAAUGGGCAGGUGUUACAGGUCUCGAGCAAUGAAAAAGACGAUGAAGGUUCUCGAUUCUUGUAUGGCUUUGUCUUCAAUAGGCAAAGGCAUGACGAGAGGCUCAAGCGAGGUGGGGAACAGAAGUCGGUGGUGAUCUUGUCUCAUAGUCCAUUUUCUAGUGUAUUUAGGCCGUUGUUACAAAUUAUGGGUCCAUUGUUCUUUGACAUAGGAAAAAAAGCUUUUGAGCAUAUUGCUGCCUACGUGUCAAUCUGGCCUCCUCCUGUUUCGGGAAAGCUAAUGGAGCUUCCCAUUGGUAAUGCGACUUUGAAGGUGAACCUGCCUCCUCUUCAUUGUUUUCCUUUAGAUGGGAGAAUGACGUUUGAAGAGUCUGCCACUUUUUUGGUUCCGUCGCUUUCAACAAAUCAAUCAAUUCCGCUGGGACUUUUCCAUGAAGCAGACCUCUUUGGAAUAUUUCGUGGAAUUCUUUUGCAGCUUUGGGUUCUGUGGGAGUUAGUACUUGUUGGUGAGCCCAUCCUUAUCAUUGCCCCUACUCCUCCUCAGUGUUGUGAGGCUGUUGCAGGACUUGUGAGUUUAGUUGCUCCACUACUUUGCAGUAUUGACUUCAGGCCUUACUUCACCAUUCAUGAUCCAGAAUUUGCCCAUUUGAACUCCGUUCAAGAUGGUGGCACCUUUCCUCCUAUGAUACUUGGUGUAACAAACCUCUUUUUCCUGAAAGCAUUGCGCAAUAUGCCUCACAUUGUGUCUGUUGGAAGUCCUGUUGCUAAUACAAGUCGUGCUAACGUUGCUUCUAGGUCCUCUUCUGCUAGGCCAACUGGCCGCUUAGAAGGGUUGGGUGUUCAACAGCUUUCCUUGAGGAGAUUUUCUCCAUCAAGUUUGUUGAAUGCAGUCAAGUUGAGGAGGGAGGGCCCUCUUUGCUUGAUGACAGAACACAAAGAAGCUAUUUGGACUACUUAUGGAGCUACUACCAAGCCAGACACGUCUAUCUUGAACAGGCUUGUUGAUGCAGGGACAUUAGCAAGGGUUGAGGAAUCUAUGUCAGUUGUCAACAAUGAGAUUUUACGUCGGCAUUUUCUGGAGCUUACAACCAACUUUUUGUCUCCCUUUGGCCCUUAUUUUAAGAUCAAUACACCUUCUGAAGGGUCUUCACCAUUUGUUGAUCCACCAGUUCUUCCUCCUUUUAAUGCGGAGGAGUUUCUUCAUACUUUAGCAGCAAGAGGUCCAGGAAAAUUUUUAUCAAAGAGGAUGAGAUCAAACUGGCUUGAUUUAUACAGGCGGUUUCUUAAGGGGCAGAAUUUUAUGCCAUGGUUUACUAGAAGACGUGCAGUUGCUGAACGGGAGCAGCACAGAUUAUGGAAACAAGCAAGAUUGAAGACUGACAUCCAACAAUUUUUAUCAAAAAUGUCUGAAUUAGAAGUCGUGGACUCCUUCAAUGCUAUUGAAAGGCAUCUUCUUGGGGAGUUGCAGCUGCAGAAUUCUGGAGCAAGUGAACAAGACUCUAUGAAAAGUUGCAAGAAACUGCAGGGAGACCUACAGGCAGUGUUUAAUGUUCUGCCAGAGGACAUGCAACAGUUGCUGCUGAUGAAUCCUGAGCGAGCAGCUCUAGUACAAGGGGCUUAGGAAAGAUUUUCUUCAUGCAUUUAAGAUGUUUGGUUGACCAGAAUGGGCCGUGCAAUCAUUUGAGUUAUGUUGAGAAAGAUCCUCUUACUGCAGAUAAAUGUGCCAUUUGCUUAUGACUGAUUCGUCUGUCACUGAACUAGUGAACUUAUUCGUGGCUGGUCUUCAAGGUGAGGCUUCAUAGCCACUUCUAGAUAGGUUUCUCUGUAAAUCCUCAACUGAUUCUGUACUGAUCUUUGUUGCUUCUCCACCUUUCCCUGUACUUCGACUAGAAGGAUCGGUGCUGGGUUGGCAAAUAAGGGCUCAGAAGGAAGAACUUACCACACUCCCAAAUAGUUGCAAGAUUUGUGACCAUUUUCUUUUCAGAUAUAAGGAACAACACCUAAUGCUUGUAAUAAUCACUUUGUUAUAGUAUGUCUCGUUCUUAUUUUAUUGCCCACUCCGGGUCUUUUACUGUCCACAUUAUGAUCGUGAAUUGUGCAGGGCCAGAAUUCUGGAGAUAACGUCUGGGGGAUGUAUCCAUUGUAAUAUUGAAUUGUUUAUGCAAGUGCAUGUCAGAAGAAUACUGAUUAGCUCGAGUAGGUAUCAUCUCAUUUUGUUUUUGCUAGUUAUCCAUUGAAUUGAAUUUAUGUUA